CGCAGCGGGGUUUCCGAGGCCCAGCAGGUGGGGAAGGCUUCUUCCCCCCCACGGUGACCGAGCAUGUCGCCCACCGCGGCGUUUUGUCUUCUCUCCACCCUGGGAGGGUAUUUGGUGACCUCGUUCUUGCUGCUUAAAUACCCGACCUUGUUACACCAGAGGAAGAAGCAGCGAUUCCUUUGCAAACACAUCUCUCACCGCGGAGGUGCUGGAGAAAACUUGGAGAAUACAAUGGCAGCCUUUAAGCAUGCAGUAACAAUUGGAACUGACAUGCUAGAACUGGAUUGCCAUAUCACAAAAGAUGAACAAGUUGUAGUGUCACAUGAUGAAAAUCUAAAGAGGUCAACUGGGGUCAAUGUAAACAUUCUGAAGUAUUGUGAGCUUCCACCUUACCUUGGCAAACUGGACGUCCCAUUUCAAAAAGCAUGCCAGUGUGAAGGAAAAGAUAACCGAAUUCCAUUACUGAAGGAGGUUUUUGAGGCCUUUCCAAACAUCCCCAUUAACAUCGAUAUCAAAGUCAACAACAAUGUGCUGAUUCAGAAGGUUUCAGAAUUGGUGAAACAGUAUAAACGAGAACACCUAACAGUGUGGGGUAAUGCCAGUUAUGAAAUUGUAGAAAAGUGCUACAAAGAGGUGUAUAUUUGGGUUUUAAAUGAAGAACAAGAGUACAAGAGAGCUUUCGAUUUGGGAGCAACUGGAGUGAUGACAGACUAUCCCACAAAGCUUAAGGAUUUUUUACACAACUUUUCAGCAUAA
This is a messenger RNA of Jaculus jaculus (lesser Egyptian jerboa), 756 nucleotides long. Its product is annotated as lysophospholipase D GDPD1. The record is from RefSeq and is a predicted model, not a curated record. Gene Ontology annotation, biological process: glycerophospholipid catabolic process; N-acylethanolamine metabolic process. Gene Ontology annotation, molecular function: phosphoric diester hydrolase activity; phosphatidylcholine lysophospholipase A1 activity. Lineage: Eukaryota; Metazoa; Chordata; Mammalia; Rodentia; Dipodidae. Gene Ontology annotation, cellular component: endoplasmic reticulum membrane.